Messenger RNA from Macadamia integrifolia, 746 nucleotides. RefSeq lists its product as uncharacterized. The transcript is spliced from 2 exons. Lineage: Eukaryota; Viridiplantae; Streptophyta; Magnoliopsida; Proteales; Proteaceae. The coding region runs from base 37 to 549 and encodes 170 amino acids. The record is from RefSeq and is a predicted model, not a curated record.
CAAAACAGCCAGGUCUCUUCAUCUGGCAAUACAAGGAUGAGUCACUAUAGGGCUCAUUCACAAGGGAAAGUGCCCUUCUCAUGGGAGAACAAACCAGGGAUCUCAAAGGUACUGAUACACCAUGAGUUCCCUAAGGAGUCAAGGGCAUGUGGAGUUAAGCUGCCACCGCCUCCCUGUCCAUCAGAAAGUACCAAGGUCGUCCUAGGCCAGGACUUACAGAUCCCUCUACCUCCAUGCCCAUUCCUGCAGUUUCCCUCUAGAAGUUCUUCAAGAAAUGGUCUCAGACAGAAAGAAGACCCUUUUUUAGCUGCUUACAAGGAGUGCACCAAAAGCAAUGGGAGUAAAAGAAGUGGCGGUGGAUCAGGAGUACUGAUGACCAUGUAUAUGUUUUCUUGCAAGCAUUCCUGUGGUGUCAGAGACGAUGGAUUGCUGCGGUUUUCUCAUCUUCCUCCUAUUCCCAGAGAUAAGCAUAAGAAGGAGUUCAAGUCCUUCAGACCACAGGAAGCGAAGGAUAUAACCAUGGAGAAAGGUUUUCAACUUGCACCUUAGAAGUGGCUUUUCAGUAUAGUGGUGAUUAAGUUCAACUCUAGGUUAUUGAUCUCUUAUUACCUGAGUAAAGAAGAUGGGUCCAUUAAUACAUGUUGUGUUCUACCAUUUGUAGAGUAUGUUAGGUUUCUAGUAUCUUCUAUUAUAGUGUGUGUUUUUAAGUAUCAGUAGGACUGUAAAGCACAAUGCUAAUGAUUUGA